AUGACGAGCAAUUCUGUGUCUCCUCUCAAAUCUCCAAACCGAGCUUACAAAAGUUCAUCUAAUAAUGCUCCAAAAAGGCGCAAUCAUCCAUUCAUCGUUUCAUGCUUAUUUGAUGUUUUUGAGAAUGUUGGACCCAAAGUGGCGGGUAUGUACGGAUUGCGUCAUUCGCACACCACAAUUGUCACCCGUAAUGACGCCAGCGAAUCAGUCGAAUGGGUCAUAACGUGUGUAGCUUAUGGAGGAACAGAUAUUAUUUUAGAUGUAGAUGGUGUAUAUUACCUCAAGAGAAGACUAUUAGCAUUAAACAACAAAGAUAUUCAAAAAUUUUACUACGAGCCUGACUUUCAAUUACUCGCAAAUACAUCUAAAAACUUGGAGUGCAACCUUGCUAAUGGGGUAAGUGUUACUGGACUCGGUUUCAUUUCCACACGGACUUCAGUACCCAUUGAGCCUGGAAAAGAGAAUGUGUUUUUAAUUGUUAAGCACUCUGAUUAUAAUCCUGAUGUUGGUCUUCAAGUUACUUUUGAAGUUGAAUACCGCGCCAUGUGGUCCAAGUUGAUGGAGAAGUUGCAGCCGUUAAUGACUGUGGGACGUGAGAUGAUGUUCACCGGACAUAUUGUAGGCCGCAACGAAGAGAAACAAAUGUGGAUAGUGCAGUUGACUGGCGUGAGUGUAACCUCAGGUUCGGAAACUGUUGUUUCAUCGACCCCUGUCAAAGGGAGCUCUUCACGAUCGACGCCUCGAGGCCGGGCGCGUGCUAAGAUGAUAUUCCCAGAGAGUGAAUCAUCUCAGCCCCUCGCUUCUUCUUCCUCAAUUGCGCCUAGCACCACUGUCCCUGAAGAUGAGUCAAUUAUUGGAAAAGGAAAAGGAAAGGCCACUUCAAAGCCCCCUUCAGCACGUAGCCCUGUUAAGAGAGUUAGGGGCAACAGUUCUGAUCAAGAUGUGUGA
Melampsora larici-populina 98AG31 is the source of this 948-nucleotide messenger RNA. RefSeq lists its product as uncharacterized. The record is from RefSeq and is a predicted model, not a curated record. The coding region runs from base 1 to 948 and encodes 315 amino acids. Lineage: Eukaryota; Fungi; Basidiomycota; Pucciniomycetes; Pucciniales; Melampsoraceae. The transcript is spliced from 5 exons.